UUGACAGGCGCAAAAACUCAAAGACGCAUGAUCAAUUUUCUCUGUCCUUAUCCUUUAUAGAGAUUUACUAUUUUACUCGGCCAUAUAGCAAAUAUCGAUUAUAAAAUAGGCCACGGGUCUGUUAUCUCUCAAAAUGAGGUGUUCAGUUGAUAUUUGAUUUGGGAUAAAAUGUUGGGGAAGGCCGUGUUAUGUUUGACCUUACAUUUGUAUAGUGUCGUAGCGCAGAAUGAUUGCACGGACCUACGAGGGAGGUUGAUAAGCCACGGGUUGCACUACGUGCCAGGGCCGGACACCUGUACCCUAUGCGUGUGCGACAACGGAGGACCCAAGGCCUGCAAGGCCGUGCUGUGCUCGCCACCGCAGGAUUGUCGAUCAUUUCGCGUCGGCAACACCUGCUGCGAGUUCAUCUGUUUGGACGACGUGGUGAAGCCCGAUGGGUCGGAGAGCAACCUGCGUAUGGCGGCCGGCGGUGCGGUGGCCGUCGCACUCCUCACGGUCGCCCUCGUGGUGUACCGCGUGAGGAGGCAGAAAAGGCGGAGGCCACCGCAUGCUGAUGACCAGAGAAGCCUUACUAGCAUCGGAUACAUAAGUGGCAGCAUGGGCUACAUGGGCGGCACUUGCGAGACAGCGUUAGCGGGCUGGAAACCGCCCGGUAAUUACCUACCCCGCGGCGAGGCCCCGCCGCCCUAUGACGAGGCCAUCGCGCAGUGCUCCGAUGGCAUGAGAAUGAACACCGAAACGCCAUUCCAUCGGACCUACCCAACCAACCUCGAGGCCAUGGUCCGACCCGACGACGCCAUGCAAUGUACUGGACAUGGCUACAUCAAUAUACCGCGGCCUGUGCAACAGAUGCCGAACCCGCAAAACUGCUUCGCUGCGCCGCUCCUGCAACCGCAUCCAGAGCCUCGCGAGCCUGUUAUGCACCACCCGUUGGCACCCAACAUGGUCGGGUUCCCGAGUGCGAUCCGGCUGACGGGCUCCCUGGGCGCCAUCAGCCACCGCGGCCUCAGCGUGCUGGCGCGCGAGCCCGAGCCGGAGCGCCCCCACAACGUGCCCGGCUUCUACACGAGUCCUGCCAAUUCCUCGCUACACCGCACAAUUCCGCGAAUCUCCACCGCGAUCGACACGACUAUCCUCGACACGUCCAUAGCCGGCUUCAACCGCUGCGAUCGCUCGCUCCACAACGAGAUCCGACGUUCGUUCCACAAGCCCAGCGAGCGAACCAUGGCGGAUACAGGGCGGAGUAUGCCGAGGAAUCUCAACCUCGCUUCUAGCGGGGGGUCGAGAGCUCACAGCGAAGGGCACAACGUGGGUGGAAUCGAGCCGAAGCCCCUAAAGGCUGCAGGCAAACCGGCCGCGGACGUCGCUGGACCUCAAACCACACUGCCGCUCACGGUUGAUAAGCCGUCGUGCGUAUGCAGUUACUCGAGCGGCGCGCCGGACGGCGAACCGGACGGACCUGACGACUAUCGCAGCGAGUGCGAGAAUUGCAAGUCCGCUACCAGCUCCAGGUGGGUGCUAGACCCCUCAUGGCGCGACGAGGCGGACGAGGGCACGCAGACGCUACAGCGGCGCGCCCCGCCGCCCGCGCCGCCUCCACCCGCCACCGCCACGCUCCCGCAGCCGGUCACCAAGCAACGACCGACGGGAGGCCCGCAAUCAAACUGGGAGAACUGGUUUAACACCAUCCCCGACUCCGAUACUGAAUCCGAAGAAGAGUGAACGAUCUCCUCCCAACGUAGAUUUAACAGACCUUAAAUCCUUGCAAUAAGGUUCACGAAUUGUUAGAUAUCAGUGUGGACGAUUAUGUCUAAGUGUUACCGGUUAACUGAUGGAACGUUCCACGCGUUCGCGUAACUUUUCUCGAAUAAUGAACCUACUGUUGGCAGUAGGAGUGGCGCGACAAAAUCCCGCGCGCGAGAUAGAUUACCCGUCUUGUUCUAACUAUAUUAAUAAGAGGGGGACCGUCGCUCCUGUGAUGUCUACUGUAAACACAUAGUUACAAUUUCAAACUUCCAUGCAACGAAUGCUGGGCGUUCCGUGUCAAGUUCGAACCCAUUUCGUGAAAUAUCAACAUACUAAAUUAUUAACUUACUUAAAAGCAUGCAUCGGACUGGCUUGUGGUAACUGAAAACUAAUAAAACAAGCGAAACUCCCUUUAUAAUAAAAUUAGUUAAAAGGAGACUUUCGCACGAACUACAGUUGUAUGAGGAAAUAAGCCAAGGAUUUUGUCCGGCAUGGUGACAUAAAUAAUUCUGUCUCUGUAAGCCAUCCUAUAUCGUGCCAAGACCAGUAACCACAGUAAGUUUACUGAUCUGCGUGCUCUCUCUUAGGCCGGCCUUACACAGUCUGAAUCCGAAUCUGAAUUCAUAUUAUUAAUUCAAAAUGCACGGAAUUGCAUACAACUUAACUAUUACCCACACACAUUCACUUUUUCAGAUUAUGAAUUUCACAGAUUGAUCUGUCAGAAUGAUACUGACGUGCGUUAUGAAUUCAGAAUAUGAAAAUUCAGAUUAUGAAUUCCGGACGCACCUCUUAAUAUACAAUUAGUACGUAUGAGUACACACAUGCUGGAUUCAGAUAAUGAAUUUGCCAUUGAAAUUCAUGGGAGAGAGUGAGACAGACGUUGGUGAGACAACUGAUCAAUCUGAAUAUUUAAGACAUGUGUGAGGCAAGGCACCGGAAUUCAGACUAUGAAGUCAGAUUCGGAUGCAGACUGUGUAAGGCCAGCCUUACUCCUUUUCUUGGCGUAAAAAGCAACACUGCAAUUUAACAAAAUAUCCCACACCAAUUUGGGAUCUGUGUGCAACUGCAGUGUACCUUCGCCUUUUAGAUCUACAAAGAAGGUCAAUAACGAUGAAUAUAGGUCACAUUUUAGAGAUUGCUAUAAAAACCACCCAUUUUCAUUGCUCUUGAAUGUAUAUGCGCUAAAUACCGUCGCAGUGCGAUAUUUUUAAAACCUAAGUCUAUUUCGAAGUAUGAGAAUCAAUAACCUUUUAAUCCGAGUCUUAUACUGUCAGAAUAAGUAAAAAUAUGGAUUUGUUUCUACUAUUUUGAUAGUAUUUAAGAUAUUUUCAAACAGAUAGUCUUAGGGGUUAGCAGUAGCCACGCGACGGCAUAUCCAGAUCCAGAGAGUAUAUAGCAAAUAAAGUUAAGUAAAGACUACUUUAAAACUGCCGAUCAGAAUAUUAUAAUUAUUUUUGAUGUUUAGAUAAUACUAGUUAAACUAGUAAUCAGUGUAUUUUCAUUCUUGUUUUUAUUAAUUACCUAUUUUUGUGUUUUUUAAGGCACUAUUUAGUACUAUCGAGCGCUAUUGAGGGGUAAAAUCAGCGUGUAAAUAGGGCAAUAAAAUUAACCUUUCAUAUGUGUGUGGUGGUCAAAAACCGUGGGAUCAAACCAUCGUAUAGAGCAGAAAAAAACAUUACCGAAAACAAAUUCAAAAGAUGAUUAAUUGAUUAUAAAUCCGGACAGGAUCCUUAUCCAUUCACAGACAGGAGGUUCAAAUGAAAAGAGACAGCGAGAGCGAGCGAGUUUCUACAUGCACGUUGAUUUUAACUUGACCCUACAAUAGCCACAUUUCGCACGUUUCGUUAGCUGUCUAAAGAAACGUAUCAGUUUAACAGUACGGUUAAGUUCGAGUAGGUACGUUCGCGUUAAAUAUACUUAAGCUGGCCAUACACACUAGGGUAUGCCUGCGCAGUUUUUCCUGUACAGUUCAACUGCACGGGUAAAGGUGGUUAGGAAACUGCACAGUCGAAUGCCACUUGCUCGAAUGCACUUUUUACCUGUGCAGUUGGCAAAACUGCGCAGGCAUACCCUAGUGUGUAUGGCCUGCUUUAAAGUGGUUUUCUAAAUCAUUGUUAAAAAUUAUGUCGCAUAAUUUCAUUUUGCCGAAUGGCCACAUGUCAACUCAACACAACAACCUAUAUGGUUUCCUAACCUAACCGUUACCAACGAGGUUUUGGUAGCAAAGCAAAUUCGAUGGAAAAAGGUCGGUUCAUGAAUACAAUACCACAAGCACUAUGUUGUGGGUCUUUAUAUAACUGUAAUUUUAUUUACGUAGUAUUAAAUUAUCGCGAGCGUACCUGAAAUAUAUUAUAAAUAAUUAUAAUACACAUAAUAUUUAAUAGUAUAUUAGAUACCGAUUAGUGUAGAUACCGUAUAGAACUAAUUUAUUAUGUUGAUUAAAGGCUAAAUGAUCUUUAUUUUUCUACAUUCCGAUUUCAUUCUUAAUCAUCACAAAGAACUAGUAACGUAAUGAUUUAUACACCGUUAUUUUUUUAUAUUUUUGUAUUUCUCUUAUUCAUACAGCUUAUUAAAUGGCAGCUAUGAAUGAAAUUAUCAUUUUUAUAUCAUAGAUAUAUGUAUUUUAUAGCUUUAAGUUGUUAAUGUUAUCUAAUAUAUUGUACCAAAGAUUCUUUUUUUACUUGGAUUUCCAUUGUGUUAUGUUCGUCAAACUAAUAUUAAUGUAAUUUUAGGUUAUACAUAAUAUAAGAAAUUACUAUUUGUUAAUGUAAAUUUAAUGUUACUAGUGGCUAUAAACUGGUGUUACUCCCACUGUUCAAAAUACUUUUAUCAAAAUAUGAAAUAAUUGGUGUAGAUUAUCCUGUUCAGAAUAUACAGCCAUGGUCAUAAAUGUGAUUUGAGGGGGAUGCGUGUGCUUAAAUGUGAUUUAUUUGAGGUAAUAAUGUGUACAUUAUUAUGACCGUGACUGUGCGAAUGAUCUAUAGAUCGAUAAUAAAAUUUAAUAAACAUUCGAAAUUUAAGAUUGAAUGGUGCCAAAUUGGAAACGAAAUGCAAGGAAUAUGGGGCAACCCCACGGACUCUUACGAAUAUAUUAUAUUGUUAUUAUAAAAUUGAUCAGUAUUAUAUUAAAAUUUACGCAAUAUUCUCAAAUAUUGGAAUUAUAUUAUAUAUUCUUUAUUCGAAUAAGCACACGACAAAACAUUCGUUGAUUGUAUACUCACAACAUUAUGCGAAUAACUGCUUUAUUGAUGAUAUUUAGUUUUUAUUAAGCCAAAUAUACAGCAAAAUAUAUUUUCAUUAAGUAUUUUUGAAAAUGAAAGAGUUCAGUGUAUUAAAAAAAUUGUAUAUGGUUGAAAAGUACAUUCAGAGAGAUCACUUUUGCUAGACUAGUACUAUCGAGUAUCUUGGGCUCAAAUAAGACAUUUUAUCCACAUAUCAUAAAGUAAACCCUCUAUGAUGCGUUCAAAAACGGCAAAUUACGGCCAGUAUAAAAAAAAAUGUUUUUUUACAACAAAUUUCUUAUCUGUUAUGUUAUUAAUGUGCAAAAAUAACGUCGAUAUCGAUUUAAUAAUGACAUUCAAAUUUCGAAUAUCUGAAAAACAAAGGAAUUUGAUUUGACCGCAUUUCUAAUAUCAGUUUUAUUUAUUGAGUGUGUGAUCGACUUCCGCAAUGGUGAUGAUAUCACUAACACGUCAUAGAGAGCUUAUCAUAUGUGUGUAGAUGAAGGGGUGUAUGUAACUCUACAUAAUUAGGCAUUAAACACUCGUGUGAUGUGAUAAACCCACACACCCUCACUCGUAUUUUAAUGCCUUUCAUUAUUUAGCAGUCACAUAAACUACUAGUAAUAGACAGUAAUUUAAUUACCACAAUAGCAUUUGAAGAUUGUAGCGGGUAGAUAGGACUCUAUGUAAAGCGGAAAUUGUUAGAUAUUAUCUAUAUCUAUUUUUAUCUGAAUAAUAGAAAAGACAGAUAUCAUGAAAAUAUAAUACAGUUACUUUAUCUUAACUGUUGAAAAGUAUUACAUAAUAUAUUUUUUUGUAUUAUUGUUGUUCUAUGUUGAGUUAGAUUAUUUUUUUAUUGACUUGUUAUUUGAUAACUUGAAUUCUGCAUUGUAAAUGCAUCAUAAUGUGCUAAGUUUUAUAAUUGAAGUUAGGUAGAGCCUAUACUUUGACGUGUAUUUAUUUUAGGGACCGGAAAACCCCUUCGUUUGAUAUACUUUUCUUUAACCCAAUUAAAUGGUUACCCAGAUAAUAUGGUUACCGUAUCAUUGUGUUAGCCUAUCGAUAUGGAAACGGUUUUGAAUAUGGUUUAACUUUUAAUGUCGUUUCCGUUUUGAAUAAGGUGUAGUGUAGAUAGCUUGAAUAUUUACUAUUACCGUUUAAUAGUAACCCUUCGCCCAUCUCUUUUUCGCGCAAUGGCUUGGCCACAGAGAUUAAAAAUAUUAAAAUAACUUGAUGGCAUUCUAAAAAUAAUUGGUAGGAAAACCUUUUUAAGGGUUUGAUAUGGUAAGCACAUACCCAAAAUUAACCCUAUUUAUUUGGUUACACUUUCGUUCGCGUAAGUUUACGAUAUGGUUGAUCAAGUACGCUAUUCCAAUACCCCUUUAUUGGUAACCGGUUCCGGCCCCUGAUUGUUAUUUGUGUUUUCUUAGUUCAAAUACUUCCAUUUACAAAGUAUCUAAUGAUGAUAGCUGUGUCAAAUAUUUCAUUUUUGUCGUUACUAAUUCUAAGGUGAAGAGUUUAUUAUUAAAAUAAGAUAUCUGUACUAUUACAAUAAUAAAUACGCAUUUCCUGUUACAGUACUGAUUAAGUUGUACACUUGUACAGUCUACGUCAACGAUAUGUUUACACUUUUCGCCUUAUUACAAAGAAGUAGGGUGCAAAAGUGUAAACAUAUAUCUAAAACGUCGACUCUACCAUGAAUACAGGUUUUUGUGACGCACUCAAGAAAAAGGCACCUUGCCGUAGCAGGCAUUUACUUCACUAAAGAUGCUUUUCUAUACCUACCAAAACAACUAUUUGCAAGGUUACCUUUUCUGUGAGAAUGUCAUUUUUUCUGCUUUUUUAGGCAGUACUCAAAAUAUGGUUUAACUAUAUGUUGGGGUAAAAAAUGAAAAACUAAUUUAUUAAGUUUUAUCGUUUAUUAAUUCCAUAGGACAGUUAGUCCACCGUUUACAAAGCUUAAAGGUGUACAGCAACUUGUGAUGUAGACAUGAUCAGUAUUAUAGAUAUACCGAACCAAACGUUGUCUUGAAUUAAAAAGAGUUGAUGGA
Molecule: messenger RNA, 7018 nt
Organism: Cydia strobilella
Lineage: Eukaryota; Metazoa; Arthropoda; Insecta; Lepidoptera; Tortricidae
Exons: 12
Coding region: 169-1722 (517 amino acids)
Cellular component (GO): membrane
Molecular function (GO): protein binding
Source: RefSeq, a predicted model, not a curated record